Molecule: messenger RNA, 3063 nt
Organism: Drosophila obscura
Lineage: Eukaryota; Metazoa; Arthropoda; Insecta; Diptera; Drosophilidae
Gene: Sugb
Product: major facilitator superfamily domain-containing protein 6-like protein A
Exons: 6
Coding region: 360-2120 (586 amino acids)
Cellular component (GO): membrane
Molecular function (GO): transmembrane transporter activity
Source: RefSeq, a predicted model, not a curated record
UGUGAGAGGUUUCCAAAGUAUUCCAAAAGCGGUCGGGAAAAUUCUAACGGACGGACUGUGUGUGAUAAGUGACUGCAGUUCCAUCAGAAAUUAAGUGCUGAUGCACCGAAAUCCAAUUGGAGUUCGAGAAACGUGAUCGCGCUUACCCACACCAGCACAUACAUAGGUGGAAUUCAACUAUAUAAUCGUAUGUACAGACGUACAUAAGUAAAUGUUUAUGCACGGGUAAUUCUAUUCCCAUAGCGCUAGAAACGAGAACCCGACUUCCAAUCAAUCAAAUCGACGAUUUCCAUAGCAUAACGCGCAAUUAGUAUUAAUCUUCGAUAGCGGCUCGUUCCUCGAGUAUAAUUAAGGCCAAAAUGAAGACGAACAUUGAUAAGGAGCUGCUGCCGAUGAAGGCGCACUACUUUCUAUUCAAUGCCGGCACCGCACCCGUUGUACCCUUCAUGCCGACACUGGCCCAGCAGCUGGGCUAUUCCUCGGUGGUGGUGGGGACAAUGUACAUGAUAUUGCCCAUAAUUGGAAUGUUGGCAAAGCCGCUCUUUGGCUACCUUGCAGAUCGCUACCAUCGCCAUCGAGUGCUAUUCCUCAGUGGACAAGUCAUCACUGGCAUUGCGUUCUUUAUGAUUAUGUUUGUGCCGGGCAUAGACAAGCCUCUGCCCCAAGUGCAGUUCCACUGCCAUGCAGGCGUCUCGAACAUUAGGCACUGCUCCGAGCAUGGUGAGUGCGUGGAGAAGAAUAUGGAAUCCUUCUACGGGAAUCAGACACUCGCCUGCGACUUGCAGUGCGACGCCGAGCCCUACAUGUGGGACAUUGUGUGCGAGAACUGGCUGAAAAAUCAAACAGAAAACUGUGCGGCGAACCGCACAAAUCCGCAGCUCGACUUUGGCAUCAGCAUCAACAUGAAGGACAUUCUCGAGGAAGAAAACUGCCUGUUCUUCAUGGUUCCCCAAGAUCGUGGCGAGGUGGCAGGCCAAACCGUACCGCUCUUUUGUCCGGCGGAAAAGCAAUACUUCAACGCCAGCUGCCGCAUGGACUGCCACGACCAGUACCUUAAGGAGCAGCUCUCUGAGAGCCCCGUGAUUAACACGCUUGACGCCAUGGGCCAGCCCCAGUUCUGGUUCUUCUUCGGCAUGCUGAUCAUCAGCUGGAUCGGCAUGGCAGUGGUGGUGAGCAUUGGCGAUGCCAUUUGCUUUGGCAUCCUCGGCGAUCGCCAUCAUCUGUAUGGGAAGCAGCGGCUGUGCGGCUCGCUUGGAUGGGGUAUCUUUGCGCUACUUGCCGGCGUUCUCGUGGACCACAUGUCGGUCGGCAAUGCGAACAAGAACUACACGGUUGUGUUCUGGAUGGCCCUAGUGAUAAUGGGCUUCGACGUCCUUGCCUCCUCCAAGCUGAAGGUCACCCAAACACACUUGUCUUCCAACAUACUGAAGGAUGUUGGCCAGAUGUUUCUCUCCCUGCGCUGUGUGAUCUUCUUUCUGUGGUGCGUUGCCAUUGGCUUUGGCACGGCGCUGAUCUGGAACUUUCUGUUCCUGUAUCUGGAGAUGCUGGACAAGCAGUACAUGGGCUGCGACAGCUCCAUCAAAACACUGGAGGGCCUGGUUAUGGCCAUCCAAUGCUUUGGCGGCGAGCUGCCGUUCUUCUUCCUGUCGGGCUGGAUACUGAAGCGGAUCGGACAUGUGAAUGCCAUGAGCAUGGUUCUCUUUGGCUUCGGGGUACGCUUCAUUUUGUACUCAAUGCUGCAGAAUCCCUGGUACAUACUGCCAAUAGAGCUGCUAAAUGGCGUCACCUUUGGCCUGUUCUACGCUACAAUGGCCUCCUAUGCCAGCAUUGUGGCGCCACCCGGCACUGAGGCAACCAUGCAGAGUCUUGUGGGUGCUAUAUUCGAGGGCGUUGGCGUCUCCAUGGGAAGCCUGAUUGGUGGCAUACUAUUCAAUAGCGAUCCGCGAACCACUUUCGAGAUCUUCGGCAUUGCCGCCUUCAUCAUAUUCGUGGUCCAUGUCUCCAUUCAGAUGUUCCUGCAGCGCAAUGGCAGUAUAGAUGAAAACGGCACUGUCAAAUAUCUCGCACCGACAGAUGCAAUGCACAUGCUGAAUGAUCAGGAAUAUAGUAGAGUUAGCUAAGAAGAUCGCAUAACCAACCACCAACUCCACCACCUACAAUCCACCAAGAGCCGAUAAAGGGGCACACCUCUUCCGCUGAAUGCUACUCCACUCCACAACGACAUCUUUCCAACUUUGACGCUGCAUGUUGAAUAGAUAUUGAUGCUGUUUGAUGAUUGAUUGUAUUGUAUACGUGCUUUAAUUUAGUAGUUACACAAAUGUGAAAUCUCCCUGCGUGCAUGCUGCGUACUCACAAAAACACACUCCCCUCAUUUAAUAUAACCCUUCGAUUCAGUGUGAAAAAUUCUUAAUUAAUUGUAGAAUUACAAGUGCAGCAGGCGGAUGCAUGUCUUAACAUAGUUUUGAUCAAUUUACUAUGAAUUUAAGUAUAAAUACUAAGACGCUGCUUUUGGCGCUGUGAAUGUUUAAAUAUUGCUUCUCACACACUUAAUCUUAAUGUUAAACAUAUGAUUAUAUUAUUUAAUAUUUGUAGCUAAAUGUAUUCGAUUGCCUUCUUGCUCCGGCCUGGCUCUGCAUGCAUGUGGCUUCGUUUUUCCGAAAUCUCCAAAGUAUUUACUUAAUUUAUACACCUAAAUUACAGUCAACAAUUUAAUAUUUUCCAACGUAUCGUAUUGUAGUAGAUACACACUGCAUAACAUAUACAUACCUACACUUAAUUAUUAAUAUUGUUUCUCCAAAUGGUCCAACUUUUGUUCUACUGUUGUUUGUGUAUUUAGUACUUAUUUAGUUUGUUAAUGUGGGGAAAUCCAAAUAUUAUUUUAAGCUGCCAAGCGAUCGUUGUUCUACUGCGUCUUCUGGCUGCCAAUGAGCGACUCUUCGUGCUGCUGCCGCUCGAGCUUGCGCUGGUAAUCACGCUGCUUGCAUGCCGCCACGUUCGCGGCGCGUUUCUGUAAUCGAAAAUUCAAAGAUAAUAAACGUUAAAGUGGAGAUCUUGCAUGUGUUU